AUGGUACUUUCGGCUUUUCUGCGCCGCGGCAUUCUGCUUACAGCCGUGACCUUGACCGCCCUAACUCUUGUCAAUGCUACCGAGGUCAUGCGCCGCCCGCCCACAUUCAAGAACCACCCGCAUAGCGUCGACACUCAGCGCAAGGUCAAUCUUCACGUCGUUCACAAGCGCGCCACGUCGGGCUCGAAGGUGCAAGCUGCGUACUUCACCAACUGGGGCAUAUACGGUGCCAAUUUCCAGCCUACGGACAUCGAUCCCAGUGACCUGACCCACAUCCUGUAUUCGUUCGCCGACGUCUCUGCCGACACGGGUUCCAUCUUCCUGACCGACUCUUGGGCGGAUGAACAGAAACACUACGCUGGCGACUCGUGGAAUGACGUCGGCAAUAACCUCUACGGCUGUCUCAAGCAGCUCUACCUUCUCAAGCUUAAGAACAGAAACUUGAAGGUCCUGUUGUCCGUCGGCGGCUGGACCUACUCUCAAGCAGGUCACUUCAACUUCGUCACUGACGCUACCAAGCGCGCGGCCUUCGUCACCAGCGCUGUCAGCCUGAUCGAGAACUAUGGUUUCGACGGUAUCGACAUUGACUUCGAAUACCCCUCAUCCGACGCUCUGGCUGCUGGUUUUGCAAGCCUGCUUACCUCGUUGCGGGUCGCGUUCGACAACUUGCAAUUGCAGAAGGGUGAUAGUACCCCAUAUGAGCUGACGGCCGCCGUCCCCGCGGGCUCAGACAACUACGAGCACUUGCACGUUUCUACGAUGAACGCUGCACUCACGUACUGGAACCUAAUGGCUUAUGACUACGCUGGAUCUUGGUUGAGUUGGGCACGUAAACGGGACCACGAAGGUCGGAUUACAGCUGACUUAGCUCCUUCAGCCAACCUCUACUACGGCGCGCGUACGAACGUCUCGACCGACAAGGCAGUGAAGUGGUACAUCGCUAAUGGCGCGACCGCCGGAAAGAUUAACAUGGGUAUUCCUCUCUAUGGUCGCGCAUUUGAGAACACCAACGGCAUCGGUUCCUCAUACAGCGGGAUCGGUCCUGGUACAAUCGAGGCCGGCGUAUACUCGUAUAAAGCGCUUCCACUUGCCGGUGCUCAGGUCUAUGAGAACUUGACGGACGUCACUAGCUAUUCGUACGACUCGUCUAAGCGGGAGCUUGUGACGUACGAUACCCCGAACAUCGCCUCCAUCAAAGCUCAGUACGUCCGCGACAAGGGGCUUGCUGGCUCUAUGUUCUGGGAGCUGUCGACGGACAAGACAGGCUCUGACUCGCUCGUCGCUACGACUGCCAAUGUGUACGGCAGUCUUGACCAGACGCAGAACCACAUCUACUUCCCCAACAGCAAAUGGGACAACCUUCGUAGCAACAUGGGCCAGUCGACGGGAGGAUCAUCCUCGUCCUCUUCUUCGAAGCUCAUCCACGUCCCGGAGCUCGUCUACGUCACGGAGCUCAACAACAUCGUCCUCUCGCUCCUCGACGAGUUCUACCCGUACCUCGACCACACCUACCAGCACCAGCCGCUCUUCGACUACCCAGAGGUCUACCACUUCCACUUCCUCUCGCCGCUCGUCGUCGACCACCCGUCGCUCAUCGACAUCUACUCGCAGCUCGUCUACCACUUCCCGCUCACGACGUACACCGGUGGCAACAAGGCCACGUACAACGGCCAUCUAUGGACUGCGAAGUGGUGGUCCUAUAACGACACCCCCGGUGGCCCAGCUGGGGUUUGGACCGACAACGGCAACUGCUAG
Trametes versicolor FP-101664 SS1 is the source of this 1755-nucleotide messenger RNA. RefSeq lists its product as uncharacterized. Gene Ontology annotation, cellular component: extracellular region. The transcript has 18 exons. The coding region runs from base 1 to 1755 and encodes 584 amino acids. Gene Ontology annotation, biological process: chitin catabolic process; carbohydrate metabolic process. Gene Ontology annotation, molecular function: chitinase activity; carbohydrate binding; chitin binding. The record is from RefSeq and is a predicted model, not a curated record. Lineage: Eukaryota; Fungi; Basidiomycota; Agaricomycetes; Polyporales; Polyporaceae.